Molecule: messenger RNA, 408 nt
Organism: Meloidogyne enterolobii
Lineage: Eukaryota; Metazoa; Nematoda; Chromadorea; Rhabditida; Meloidogynidae
Source: the annotation of a GenBank genome assembly
AUGUUCAAAUUUCUACUAAUUAUAAGUUUAAUAAGCAAAAUUCAUUCAUGGACAUGGUAUGAUUAUCCACCGCCUAGACAUAGUUAUUAUACAUGUGGAGGUUGGUAUCCAAGCUAUGUUUGUGAUCCUGAUUUCAUGAUAAAUAGUGAUCAACGAGAAGAAAUUGUUCGAUUGGUUGAGGAUUUUAAGAAUAAAACUAAAAGACCAAAUUCAACAAUUCCGUGUAUGAGAGAAGGACUUAGACUUGUUGUGGCCUUAGCAAGAGAUAAAAUCGGUUAUGAUGAUACUUCCUCAGGAAUAACUGUAUGUUUUAAUGAGCUCUUAUCUAAUGUUUUUACCAGGGUGGUAAAUUUUCCAAACCACCAAAAUAAGAAACAGCCACUUAAAAAUAGGUUAAAAAGAUGGUAA